GUUGCCGCAAAGCGAAAUGGAACAAGUUUACAGGAACGCUUUUCAGGAACGCUUUUCUGGACCUCAUACACCCCAAAUUCGGUUUCUACGAUCUAACACGAUAUGCUUCUGUCUCUCAUGUUGAUUUCUUGUCUCAAGAACUGUUUCCAAGCCUGUCCGAUUGUAUUCAUUCUUUCUGAAGAGGCCAUAUUACCUUCGGUACCAGAUUUACGAACGAUACUCUCAGAGAUACCGUGCCGAAUCAGAUAUAAAUGGCCAGGGACGACAGUCUUCUAUGAAAGCGAGAGAAAGGCGAAUGCAGGGAUGAGCAUAAAUCGCAAUAUGGUGUAUAUGGGCGAGGUGAUCUAAAUUCGGAAGAGCCUACCUGACUAUAUGCUUACCGACAAAUAUAAAAGAUGCCUAAUAGGACAGUGUAGGCAAGGUUGGAAUUCGACACAUGGAUAUCCUAGGGGUGGCAGAUUUCCAUAGACUUGACGGUGCUGUUCCAGGAUAGCAGAAAGAAACCACUGAAAUAUAUUCGUAUAGCAGUCGA
Molecule: messenger RNA, 532 nt
Organism: Durotheca rogersii
Lineage: Eukaryota; Fungi; Ascomycota; Sordariomycetes; Xylariales; Xylariaceae
Exons: 2
Coding region: 103-348 (81 amino acids)
Source: RefSeq, a predicted model, not a curated record